Lycium ferocissimum is the source of this 1503-nucleotide messenger RNA. Its product is annotated as ubiquinol oxidase 2, mitochondrial-like. NCBI's taxonomy places the organism in Eukaryota, Viridiplantae, Streptophyta, Magnoliopsida, Solanales, Solanaceae. The coding region runs from base 140 to 1189 and encodes 349 amino acids. Gene Ontology annotation, biological process: alternative respiration. The record is from RefSeq and is a predicted model, not a curated record. Gene Ontology annotation, cellular component: mitochondrion. Gene Ontology annotation, molecular function: alternative oxidase activity. The transcript has 4 exons.
AUACAAGAAGACACGCAAAAAUCAAAAUAAAAACACUUGCCUUAUUUCCCAAGUUACUUUCCAAACUUCUUGCAAGUCUUCGAUUAACUUAAUUUCACGUACCAUUUCUUCUUGAAUUUGAUUAGUUUAAUUAACAAAUAUGAUGAGCCGUGGUGCAACAAGGAUGGCUCGUUCUAUGAUGUCUCACAUUGGUCCACGUUAUUUUUCAACUAUGCAUCCGGUGACCGGAAAUGAAGCCGGUUUCUUGCAUGGAAAUUCCAUGAAGGGUUCCGAAAAGGCGGUGUUGACAUGGAUUAGGUACUUUUCGAUUAUGAGUUCGCGUAACGCAAGUACUAUGACAUUGAGUGAGAAGGAGCAAAAUGAUCAAGAUGAUCAGAAAAAGGUUCGGAGUUGUAGCAUAACCACUCCUAGUGGUGGGAAUAAUAAUAAAGGUGUAGUGAGCUAUUGGGGUAUUCAACCUCCUAAGGUUACAAAAGAAGAUGGUACACCAUGGAGGUGGAACUGCUUUAUGCCAUGGGAGACGUACAAGGCAGAUUUGUCGAUAGAUCUGAAGAAACACCAUGCACCAGUAACGUUGUUGGAUAAAGUGGCUUAUUGGACAGUCAAGGCCCUCAGGGUACCCACCGACUUAUUUUUCCAGAGGAGAUACGGUUGUCGCGCAAUGAUGUUAGAAACUGUGGCAGCAGUUCCCGGCAUGGUAGGAGGAAUGUUAUUACACUGCAAAUCACUAAGACGAUUCGAGCACAGUGGUGGCUGGAUCAAAGCACUAUUAGAAGAAGCAGAAAACGAAAGAAUGCACCUAAUGACAUUCAUGGAAAUAGCAAAACCAAAAUGGUAUGAACGUGCACUUGUAUUUGCAGUACAAGGCAUAUUCUUCAAUGCCUAUUUUAUAACUUACCUUUUGUCACCAAAAUUGGCACAUCGAAUUGUUGGCUACUUGGAAGAAGAAGCUAUUCAUUCUUACACUGAAUUUCUUAAAGAAUUGGAUGAGGGAAAUAUAGAGAAUGUGCCUGCACCGGCUAUUGCUAUUGAUUAUUGGUGUUUGCCGCAAGACUCGACUCUCAAAGACGUUGUCAUGGUCGUUAGGGCGGACGAGGCUCAUCACCGCGAUGUCAACCACUUUGCAUCGGACAUUCACUACCAAGGGCAACAACUGAAAGAGUGUCCAGCCCCACUUGGCUAUCACUGAGACAACAGUUGAUCUUACCUCAAAAAAAUAUUAAUUAAAGAAUACGAAAUGGUGAAAAUGGUCAUUAUUUUCUUUGCGGACUAGUAUAGAUCAGUGUGGUACUAAUAUCAGUGUGGUACUAAUAUCUUGAGUAUUGAUGUAAAUUAUCUUGUGGGGUUUUUGGUUUCUUUUUCUUAUUUUUGUCUUUUAUACUCUAAAAUAUAGACAGGUAAAGUCUGUGUCUAGCGUUACUAGUAAGUAGUAAGCACUGUUCUGUGUAAUUACUAAAACACUAAUAAAAUAUUCAGUCCAUUACAGAAGAAGAUCAAUUAUUU